Molecule: messenger RNA, 3521 nt
Organism: Cynoglossus semilaevis (tongue sole)
Lineage: Eukaryota; Metazoa; Chordata; Actinopteri; Pleuronectiformes; Cynoglossidae
Gene: pik3r5
Product: phosphoinositide-3-kinase, regulatory subunit 5
Exons: 18
Coding region: 348-3032 (894 amino acids)
Biological process (GO): G protein-coupled receptor signaling pathway; positive regulation of MAP kinase activity
Cellular component (GO): phosphatidylinositol 3-kinase complex, class IB
Molecular function (GO): 1-phosphatidylinositol-3-kinase regulator activity
Source: RefSeq, a predicted model, not a curated record
UGACACUUCCCACCUCCACGCACGAACACACAGAAAGACAGCAUCGCAGCCUCGUUGUGCUCACAUACACUUCUCUCUUAAACUUCCUGUUUGUGGGCGGCUGUGUGUGAGUGUGUUGUUCGGUGCUCCAGAGAACUACAGGCAGAUACCUGCGACUGAUGUCACUGUUUGACUGCAGAGAUCUGCCAGUCCCAGGAUGUGGCUUCUUCAGUCUAACCAAUAGUGUAGAUGGUGAAUGAAUGGAGUGAGCUGGAGAUGCACUCGGUGAAACCCCUGGUCUUGUUAGACGAACACCGAGGACCUGGACCUGCUGGGCAGUGAACUGAUGCAGAAGGUGAGUGAGAAAGAUGCAGCACACCUCAUGUACGGAGGACAGGAUCCAGCACGCUCUGGACAGGUGCCUGGAUGGACUGAGACAGAGUCCCACAGAAGCUCCUCACUGGGACGUGCUCAUGUGCUCUGUGGGUCAGUCUAUGAAUCGCUGGAGUCUGGAGGAGUUGGUGAAGAGAGAUCCGGACAAUUUCAUCAUCCUCUUACAGCAGAUUAUCACGAAAACCAAGGAGGUUCAGGAGCAGUGUCAGUACGAGCUGGUCGUUCCUCUCGCCAUCAUGUUCUCGUCCACUCUGCUCCAGACUCCAUUCUGUCCUUCAGAGAUUCUAGACAAGGCUGUUGGGGUGUUUCGUUGUUUUCUCACCUGGCCUGAGCCGUACUGCAGUGUGUGUAAAAGCCUCCUGACCACGCUGCUGGCGGAAAUCAGAGCUCCAGGGAUCUCCUUCCAGAGACUGGUGAGGGAGGAGCAGGGUCUGAACUCCUCCAGCCACUGCUCCAAAACUAUGACGGUGCUGCUGAUGAAUCCAAAUGAGGUGCCGGCGGAUUUUCUGUCAGUGGCCGAACAGCUCUCGAACAUCAACUACUCUCAGAGCGACACCUACAUCACGCUGAUCAAACAUGCCUUCCAGUCCACGCUGGGCUCCAAGUACCCUCUCCCCAGUAUCCACAGAGCCCUGCAGGACAAAUCUGUAAGUGAACUGAGUGAGAUCUUUUCAGAAGUCAGUGAUGUCAUAGAGACAGCCACUGACAUGACUGACCCCCUGAAGGCACGCAGUCAUGUGACACAGGCUCUGGAGGCCCUGGGGGAGAGACUGAGAAUCCCAGCUUCCAGGUUCAGGAAGUCGGCUGACGAAAUGCUGCAGACGCUGCCACUGCCCACGGCCAAAUGUUACAUGUUUCACUGGGAAAAGGAUAAUUUUGAUGUUCUGAACACCCUCAUGGACCAUGGCACUGACUACGUUGGACAGGCUGAGGAGGAGGAGGACGCAGACAUAUACGUGAGCGAGGCGGAGAACAUGGCAGAGACUGAUAUAGAAGAGGAGGAUGAGGAGGGAUUGGACAAAGAAGAGCAGAAACACACGGUGGAACUGCCUUCAAUCUCCAUCCUCCAUAACAGUUAUGCUGACAACCAUCGUGCCUCCACCUUCUCCACCAUCUCCACCAUCUCCACUGUCUCCUCUGCCUCCAAAGACUCCAUGUUUUCAACCAUGUCUGCAGCCUCAGAGUCCUACAGUCACUCUCUCUUCUCCGUCUCCUCGGGAGUGGACAGUGGCUACUUCGAAGAAUACGACGACUACAUCUGCUCCUCUCCGGUCUCGGAAAAAUGUUCGCCCAAGUCGAUCAAAUCCCCAGCCCGGUUAAGCCAGCACAUUUACAAGUUCUUCUCAAAGAGCCCGCGCUCGCUGUGCCGGGCCAAGAGCUUAGGAAACACGGAAGCCAAAGACCUUUUGUUGGUCAGAGAGAAACGCUCGUACUCUCUGCCUCAGCAGGUCAAGUUACACAGCCCUGAGCCGCCGCUUCAGCCACAGAGCCAAACUCUCCGGCACGUCUGCUUCAGGAGGAGGCCGAUUCUCAGCAGCGAAGAGGACAGUAAAAACACAACACUGAGGGUCGUUGUGUUCGGUGCCGAUCAUGUGGCUGGGAAGGUGGCAAGGGCCUACAACAGCCUGAGGAGGAGGGAGAGUACAUGUCCGCAUCUGAGCAGGGUCUUCAACCUCCAGUUUUACUUUGUGCCUGUGAGGAGAGACUCAGCUGGAGGACACAAUAGUCUCAGGGCUCCUUGUCCCGUGGUUCAAACUGGGGCGACCAAAGGAGCAACCCUGCCCAAUGGUCUGAGUCCAACCAGCUCGGGGGAGAGUACAAAUGACAUCGCCCACCUGCUUGGUAUGUUGGACCCUUGGUACGAAAGAAACACGCUGAGUCUGCUGACCCUCCCUGCCAGCGUGGUCUGCCAGCAAACCUCAAAGACGGAGUCUGAUUCUUACGACGGUUCGUAUGAGCAACGUCUACCCAUUCUGGCCGACUUGGUCCUGUACUACUGUCGCUACGCCGCCCGGCCGGCCCUGAUUCAGCUGUAUCAAGCUGAGCUGACUUUGGCCGGCGGUCAGAAGAGAACUGAGGUCUUUGUCCACUCACUGGAGUUGGGUCACACUGCAGGGACACGAGCCAUCAAAGCUAUGGGAGCGGCCAGUAAACGGUUUGGUAUCGAUGGCGACAGAGAAGCAGUUCCUCUGUUGCUGGACUUGGUUUACAACAGGGUGGUCAUUAGUGGGAGAAGCCAGUGGAAGAGAGAAACAAAAACUUGUACUUCAGUCAACUUGACAAAAGCGUGCAAGAACCCUGAGGACCUUGACUCAAAGAUGGAGUGCCUGCAGUUAGUGACGACUGAGGUUCUGAAGAGACAAGGUGGCAAAAGCAAGAAGGGCUACAAUCAGCAGCUCAACACAACAGAGGUCAAGGUGGACAAAGUGCAGGUGUUGGGUACCGGGAACACAACCUUUGCCGUCUGUCUGGACCAGGAUGAGAAAAAGAUACUACAGACUGUCACCAGGUGUGAGGUGUCAGUGUGCUACAAACCCGACAGCUCUGCUGACUGGAGGUUAAAUCAAUUCCAGACCUCAGCUCAAAUCCAGCCCCUCCAUCCAACCUUCUGCUCCCUCCUCUGCCUGCCCAUUGUCACUUUCAGUGGCGCCCUCCUAUGAGACUGCUGUACAGUGGAUUUAUGAGCGAGGACGGCAAAACCCUGCACCAGACGGUUCUGUUGUUUGAGGCUGGAGGCUCAUGGAAAACACAAGAAAUCCCAUGAACAUGAAGGCUGGGGGCUGCGUACUGUGAGACUGAACCCUGAACUGGCUGCAGCCUUGGUAUCGAUUACGCAAAAGAAAGAAGGAUCACAACGAGGGUGGAUGAAACUGAAAUAGACCAAAUAUUUUUUGUGUCCUAGCAAUCACUGACUACUGUUGUGGAAGCUGUUCAAGUUUCCUUCCUCAGGUUUCAGUUCUUCAUUUUCUUUUUGCAGAAAAGUGACUGUAAAACUCUCUUUGGUCGUAAACAGUGGACUCUGAGGGACUGAGACAAAUGUACAUUCUACACAAAGACUUAAUAUUGAGAAACAUGAACAUGGAGGACCAUGUGGCAUUCAAACAGGCUGACAAUAGUACUAUGUACUAUGGAAUUAUCAUAUGAAGAGA